Molecule: messenger RNA, 537 nt
Organism: Trypanosoma theileri
Lineage: Eukaryota; Euglenozoa; Kinetoplastea; Trypanosomatida; Trypanosomatidae
Product: kinetoplast DNA-associated protein
Exons: 1
Coding region: 1-537 (178 amino acids)
Source: RefSeq, a predicted model, not a curated record
AUGUUCCGCGCAUCUUCUCUCUGGCGUGGUGUGAGUCCCUUCACACUUUUUCUCAUGGACCAAAAGAACAAUCCCGCAUUGAAAGGAUGUGCCAUCUCCAAGCGGGGCCGUAUUCUCUCCAAGAUGUAUAAGGAACUCUCACAGAAUCAACGGCGGGAACUCAAACAACGCGCCGCCCGACAUCCAUCACUUGCGCGACAAACACGACAAGAACGACUCACCGCCGCAAGUGCCGCAAAGGGCAAACGAAAGGGAGAAUUUGCCCGAUUUGUGCGGGAUAAUUAUCAUAAAGUGCGAGAACUGAAUUACCGCAAGCGAUUUUCAGCACUUUCGCAAUUAUAUGAUGUAUCAAAGCCUCUAGAGAUUGAGAAGGAACUGGAAAAACUUCUACCAAAGAUGAGAGAAAAAGUAAAGGCCACCGUCAAGCAAACAGUGGCCGCAGAGAAGAAGUCAAAAGGGACUACAAAAACAAAAACACCCAAAAGCGGAAAGAAGAAAAUCAAGGAGGUCGCCAAGAAGGUGAAACAUGCCCUUUAG